Onthophagus taurus is the source of this 748-nucleotide messenger RNA. The record is from RefSeq and is a predicted model, not a curated record. NCBI's taxonomy places the organism in Eukaryota, Metazoa, Arthropoda, Insecta, Coleoptera, Scarabaeidae.
UAAUCAGAAAGUCGGACAUGUUGGAUGUACCGACCUGAACUUAGCUAUAGUUUCAAAUCUCUCUUGUCCCUAGAAUUAUAACCUCAAAAUUCUCAUAAACGUCACUUUCGUAGUUUCGUAUUUGGAUACGUCGUUAUUUUCCAGUGUUGUGUUUGGUUUGUGUUAUUGUGUUUUUUAGGACAAAUUUUAGUAAACAUGGGACGAACAUGUAGUGUUAUCACUUGUAAAAAUUCGUAUAAAAACAAAAAUAUUACGUUUCACCAAAUUCCAGACUAUGCGAUUUUGAAGAGAAAGUGGAUAGAAGUUUUGGAAGGGAAUGUAAAGCGCACUGUAAAGACUAUUUUUAUUUGUAGUGAUCAUUUUAAUAAUGAGAGUUUGGACAAAUCGGGGCCUAAUGUUCAAGUAAAAUUAGGUUGUGUACCGACAAAAAUACAGUUUACUUCAAAAAAGAAUAAAUUUUAAUUUAUAAUCAACAACACUUGACAAUAAAGUGUGUAGGUAUUUGAAUGUGACUAAUAUACAUUAGGUAGGUAGUUAAAUAAGUACUUAGCAAUGCUUUAGCUUAAACGUAAGUAGAUCAAUUAUUUUUAACCUGUAUUUAUGUGAAUAUGUGUACAUUUGUGUAAGUAUACUCUGCAGCAUGUUGAGCAUAAUCUAAUAUGUUUCACACAUCUUCAAUAACUUGUUAUUAUAUAGGGCAAUUGGCAUACACCUAAAAGUUCUAGGGUUAAAAGUAACAGAUUCCGAU